AUGCGCCCUAUCCUUCUUUCCGGCCACGAGCGCGCGCUCACCCAGGUCAAGUACAGCCCGGAUGGCGACAUCAUCUUCUCCGUGUCCAAGGACCAUGUAGUUUGCGCAUGGUUUUCGCACAACGGUGAACGGUUAGGCACAUAUCACGGCCACCAGGGUGCGCUCUGGACUGUCGAUGUCGAUCCUACCUCGACCCUUUUGGCGACCGGCGGCGCAGACAACACGAUGAGGUUAUGGAAGGUCGAGACUGGCGAGCUGCUGAUGACUUGGGAUUUCCCGACGGCCGUCAAGCGCGUGGAAUUCUCUCCGGACGGGAGACAACUAUUGGGUGUCACGGAGAAGCGGUCAGGCCACCUGGGUACCAUUGUUGUUUUCGAUAUCAACCCCGACCCCGCAGCCAAGCAGUCAAAGGAGCACAGCCUGCGGAUAGUCUGCGAAGAUAGCAAGGCCACCGUCGCCGGCUUCAGCUAUUUGGCGCGCUACAUCAUUGCGGGCCACGAAGAUGGCUCAGUCUCGCAGUUCGACGCCAAGACCGGAGAGUUGCUCUUCAACACCCAAGCGCACGAGGAGGAUAUGCAGGUUACGGAUCUGCAGUGGUCCCAGGAUCGGACGUACUUCAUCACGGCAUCUAAAGACAAGACGGCAAAGAUUCUUGCGGCCGACAGCCUCGAAGUGCUCAAGACGUACACCGCCGAUACCCCCCUGAACAGCGCUGCGAUCACACCGGUCAAGGACUAUGUCAUUCUGGGUGGUGGUCAGGCAGCCAUGGAUGUCACGACAACGAGCGCCAGACAAGGCAAGUUCGAGGCAAGGUUCUACCACAAGAUCUUCCAAGAGGAGAUUGGCCGUGUCAGGGGCCAUUUCGGACCAUUGAACUACGUAGCCGUGCACCCAGCCGGCACGGGCUACUGCAGCGGCGGCGAGGACGGCUACGUGCGCGUGCACCAUUUCGACAAGCCGUACUUUGACUUCAUGUACGAGGUGGAGCGCGAGUAUGCGCAGGCUCAGGCGCAGGCGAAUCUGUGAUUGUUCGUUUCAUUGUCCAACGAUGCAUGCAAAGGCGUUCCGGUAGGGUCGAGCGGGUUCGGGCAUAGAGUCCAAGUUUCAAAGUCUUCAAAAAAGAGGGAGAAGCGCAGCUCUCUGGAUACCUUUCGGUAGCUAUGAGAAAGAGGGCUCAGGACUUGGAUGAUAGAUACCUUAUCUGCUCCUUCUUCGUUUCUGUUUUGGUUCUUGCUGUGUCUGGCACGUAGAUAGCUCAUUGGUGGAGGGAGCGGGCUCGGCAGGGGCAGGGGCAGGGCUUCCCACUCUCCAACUCAUGGACUUGUCUCCCUCGCCCCUCCACAACACCACACGUUUCUGGAAACACAUUUCCUUGGUCCUGGACCACAUACUGAUACAGGAUGUUACUGGUA
Molecule: messenger RNA, 1412 nt
Organism: Westerdykella ornata
Lineage: Eukaryota; Fungi; Ascomycota; Dothideomycetes; Pleosporales; Sporormiaceae
Product: eukaryotic translation initiation factor-like protein 3 subunit
Exons: 6
Coding region: 1-1026 (341 amino acids)
Biological process (GO): cytoplasmic translational initiation
Cellular component (GO): eukaryotic translation initiation factor 3 complex, eIF3m; cytoplasm
Molecular function (GO): protein binding; RNA binding; translation initiation factor activity
Source: RefSeq, a predicted model, not a curated record